Molecule: messenger RNA, 786 nt
Organism: Verticillium dahliae VdLs.17
Lineage: Eukaryota; Fungi; Ascomycota; Sordariomycetes; Glomerellales; Plectosphaerellaceae
Exons: 6
Coding region: 1-786 (261 amino acids)
Biological process (GO): mycotoxin biosynthetic process
Source: RefSeq, a predicted model, not a curated record
AUGGACUCUCAACCGCUGACCUACCAGGACCUCUCGCCCAGAGACGAGCACGACGAGUCAUCGUCCGCGACUGAAGUCGAGUCGGUGUUGCUGAAUGAGAAGGACCGCGAAUGGCCUGAUGUGCUCCUAGACCCGCCUGCCAGCCCACGAUCAGCAUCAUCUCUGUCGGCACGGUGGCGGAGACACCGCUGGAUCAUCAAUACCGGGUUGAUCUUGUUUAAUGUCGUCUUGUCCAUGGUGUUACUGUGGAAAGUCGCAGGGGCACCCUCAGCAUCAUUACGACAGGUCGGCGGGGACCUCAUUGCUGACCGUCCACCAAAUUUCGCAACGAAGGUGAUCAAGUGGGAGUCCGAUCCCUCAUUUGUUCCCAAUAACACCGCAGAGUUCUUUGAACAGCAAACGGUCGACAAGUGGCAGUCCCUCCUGCCAGGGAACGCACAUCGCGGCGAUGGCGAGACAUUCUCGACAACGUCCAUGACGCAUCAGCUCCACUGUCUGUUUAUGAUGGGUCGCGUCUACGCCGGCGUGACGGAAAGCAGGACCGCGGAGCUGCCGGCAGACUAUCAUGCUCACUUUCUACACUGCAUAGACUACAUACGACAGGGCAUCAUGUGUUCCGGGGAUGUCGCUUUGGAGCCGCACACCCCAGAAGACGCCGAUGAUUUGGGGGCAAAGGACGGGGGGUGGAAUGGACUUCAUGUCUGCAAGGACUAUGGACAGGUUUUGGAGUACCUGGAUGAGCAAAUACAAGAAGGUGGACGAACGGUGCUGCCCAUUGAUGAUUGA